Messenger RNA from Cucurbitaria berberidis CBS 394.84, 1490 nucleotides. RefSeq lists its product as uncharacterized. Gene Ontology annotation, molecular function: ubiquitin conjugating enzyme binding; ubiquitin binding. NCBI's taxonomy places the organism in Eukaryota, Fungi, Ascomycota, Dothideomycetes, Pleosporales, Cucurbitariaceae. Gene Ontology annotation, cellular component: cytoplasm. The transcript has 5 exons. The coding region runs from base 76 to 1380 and encodes 434 amino acids. The record is from RefSeq and is a predicted model, not a curated record. Gene Ontology annotation, biological process: ubiquitin-dependent protein catabolic process.
UGCGACUGUUGCCUCUUUACUCUACACAAACCACCAUAAACCCACACGGCAUUUACAUAUCCUCCCAUAUUCACCAUGUCUGAGAAGGUCAGCGUAGAAAAGCCUCCAGAGAGCCCGACAACGGCACGCGAGCUCGACUUCGACGAUGACAACGACGCCCCUCCUUCCUCUGCCCACGAAACGGGCACAUCGUCGCCGCCACCACCGCCCUCGAAAUCACCCAAGGCUGGCGUGCGCUUUACAGAAGCAGCCACAGAGAUUCCCCCACAAAAGCCCCCGCGACCAGUUGACGCACAACUCGAGGCGCAGAACACACUGGUCGAAGCCUUCCCCGGUGUCGACUCCAAUGUCAUCAAGGCUGUCUUGGUUGCCAGCGGCGGCAAGGUCGAGCCUGCCUUUAACGCGCUGUUGAGCAUGUCGGACCCCAACUUCAAGGCCGAGGAGGCACCCCCACCAAAACCACCGCGCCCACAGCCCCGCAGCCAGCUCGAGCAGGACGAAAUAUAUGCGCGACAGCUGGCAGAGCACUACCAAACUCAGGGCGGCCAGGGCGGUUAUGGGUCGCGCACACAGGGCGAAGGUCCCCGGCGACAGCAGACUGGUCUGAGGCCUAACGAGCCAGAGCGGGAGCACAGCUUUUUCGACGACGACCUCCCGGAGAUCCGCAAGAACAUCGAGCAGGGCUUCAAAGACACGCAGAAGACAGUCAAUAAGUGGAUCACCAACUUCACCAAGAAGCUCGACGGCGAGCCCGAUGAAUACGAUAGAUAUGGCAAUCCAGCUGCACCCCACGGGCGAGACAGCUCACAAGGGCCGCCACAGCGACAGAACUUUGGUCCUUCCCAGUCAGAACAGCUCUACGGCAUCCGCAAGUCGGCCGAGCAGCGCCGAUCAGCAGACCACAACCGCUACGACGCAGACAAUAGGGUGCUUGGAGAUGACUUUGCACAGUUGGAAUUGAAGGACAAUGACGGCCAACCACGGUCAAAUCGUCCGACCGCGAACCCCAAUCUCUUCAAGCCAACACCCGCUGCGCCUCCCCAAAGUGGCCCUGUUGACGAAGUCGACGCGCUAUACCGAAACCCCUCGCCCAGCAACCAGAACACCCAGGGAAAGUCGGGAGGCAAGAAGUGGCAGCCUUUGACCUCUAUUGCACCCCACCCCGAAGUCGAGGACCACGAUCCUUUUAGCCUUGGGGACAGCGAUGACGAGGACCACCACAAAGCAAAGGACACCAAUCCUGAGGAUACCGAGAGGUUAAAGAAGGCUGCUCAGGGCAAGGAGGCUCCUAAAUCUGGUGAACUAAAACCUGCUGAGCGGAGUGGAAGCCUAGGCCAGAAGGAUGCUGCGGCAGAAGCGCUGUUGAAGGAGGCCAAAUAGGCCUAUGAACAGGCAAGAGCUGACGGAGUAGGUGGACGAUGACUUCGAACGAAUGACUUGGUGAUGCAGUUAGCAUCAUGCUGCAUGAUAGGACAGAAUAUCGAUUCCCA